AUGACGUGUGGAAAGGAUAAGAAAUCGGAUAAAUGCGAGAAAAUUUUGAAAAAUGAAUGCGAAAGGAAAUUUUGUAGGAAGGAGACUUCUGAAGAUAAUGAUGAUGAUGAUGAUAAUAAUAACGCAGGAUGUUUGGAGAAAAACGAGGAGAAUUGGAAGACAAAAUUUUGUACAACAACAAAAAGGAGUGAGACUUAUUCGUCUUUACCUGAAAUUGAUUUGAGCGAUCCUUGUGCUGGGAAACAAUGCAGAGCAUCUCCACCACCAACACCACAACCGCAAUCCAAGGAAUCUUGUUUCUGUUAUCAAGAUAUUGAAUUAUGUCCCCCGACUGAAGAAAUUAGAGCUCGACGUAAAAUGUGGAAAUUCGCAAGUUUUGCUGUAUUUCCGAUAAUUGGAUUGGCAUUAUCAUUUAUAUUACCGGCUCAUCGAAAAAGUCGGGAGGAAUUAGAAGAGAAAAUGAAAAAUUCAGAGUUUGUUCCUUAUCCGUACAUGCAUCGGAUUAAAAGACCUUGGUGGUGGGGAGAUGGACAACAUGGUUUGUUUUUUAAUCCAAAAGUAAAUAAAGUACCACCCGAAUUUGAUGAAUCGAUUAACAACAAAGAAAGUCAAAAUAAGGAAGGUUGUGCGAAUAAAGACGAAAUUGAAUAUGAGAAUGAGAAUGAGAAUGAGAAUGAAAAUGAGAAUGAAGACUAUGGAAAUUAUAACAACACUGGAAAUAGAAAUGGACAAGAAACUAAUUUUAGAAAUGGAUAUCCUUACGAGAGUGGCAGUAGAAUUGGCAGAAACAAUAGCAAUAUAAAGAGGAAAAAUUGAAAUUAAAUUCUAAUAAGCUGUUCAUGAGAAAGAAUUUUUUUAUAUGAAACAAUUCUAUACCGACGACUGACUAUACCUAUACAAUCAAACAGGUGGCAAUGAUUGUAAAAUCAAAUUGCCAAUAUCAAUUAUUUAUGGCAUACAACGUCUUGGCAUUUUCUUGGGAGUUUCUAUAUUACAUUCGAUUCGAUAUUGUUCUGGAAAAAUUAAAAAGAGACGGAAAUAAGUAAAUAAAAUUGUAAUCCAAUUUUCAUCGAGCUGAUGAGAAUAAAAAUUCUUGAGUGAUACUGAGGGGAAAAAUUAUAAUACUGUAUUGUUGAGAGAAGGUGGAUUGGUCCAGAGAGAGUGUAUGAUAAUGAUGGCGAAAUGGAUGCAACUUCUUGAGAGACGCUGACAAGAGAAAUUUCAAAAGGAGAAAAACACCAGGGGAAAAUCAGGAGUUCCGGAAAUUUCCUUCACCGAAAAUCUUGAAAAAAGAAAAAAAUAUUGCUUGGAAUGAAAACGAAAAAAAGGAAAAGAAAACAUCAAAUUGAAUAUUACUCUCAAAAUUGAAAACAAAAGGAAAAAUUACAACAAUGAGAAUAAUCAACUUAAUUCGAAAAUCCUUCGAGACUUUUAAAGAAGAAGAAGAAGAAGAAAAUUCUUUUAGCGGAUUUCCAAAUUUAACGCACGAGUGUCAAUUUUGAAAAAUUUAGAGAAGAAAAACAAUUUUUAAUUUCUUUUAAUACAGAGUAAAGUAGUAAAUAAUAUUAGAAAAAAACGAGAGAAGAAAUUUUUAAUAAGAAGAAAAAGAGAAAAGGGAAUUAAUAAA
This is a messenger RNA of Leptopilina heterotoma, 1627 nucleotides long. RefSeq lists its product as uncharacterized. Bases 1 to 816 code for a protein of 271 amino acids. Lineage: Eukaryota; Metazoa; Arthropoda; Insecta; Hymenoptera; Figitidae. The transcript has 5 exons. The record is from RefSeq and is a predicted model, not a curated record. Gene Ontology annotation, cellular component: mitochondrial inner membrane.